This is a messenger RNA of Hypomesus transpacificus, 3879 nucleotides long. RefSeq names its product transmembrane protein 150A-like. The record is from RefSeq and is a predicted model, not a curated record. The coding region runs from base 442 to 1317 and encodes 291 amino acids. The transcript has 9 exons. NCBI's taxonomy places the organism in Eukaryota, Metazoa, Chordata, Actinopteri, Osmeriformes, Osmeridae. Gene Ontology annotation, biological process: protein localization to plasma membrane.
GUGAUGUAGUAUUUAGUAAGGACGUAAUCUAUCGAUGCAACGCUAGUGUUCCCACAAAUAAACUACAAGUACAGUGCUAACGCAUGAGUGGCUAGCAAAACUGUGUGGGGCCUGAAGGAAAGGGUAGUUUUAAAGGGAAAUCAAGGUUGUUGAGGUUCGUGAGGCUGGUGCAUCAGGAUUAGGGGGAAAUAGUCACAACACUUAGAAAAGGGGAAACAAAUCCCUGCAAUGUUCCCUGGCUAGUUAAACUAGCUGCCAGUUUGCGGUGCUUGCUGCAGCUGAAGCCUUGCGCCACCCUCCCCGUCCUCCUCUCAUGCCCCCCCCUUGUGUGUGUCCCUGCCUGGUAGUGUCCCCCACCUAGCCCCCCUGUUGUCUUGCUUCUCCCGCCUGGAGCCCUCCUCUCCCUAAUGCUUUGGACAACGCCAGCACACUGCCAGCCCAAUGACUGCCUGGAUUGUCCUGCCUGUCAGCCUCUCUGCCUUCUCCAUCACUGGAAUAUGGAUAGUCUAUGCCAUGGCUGUUAUGAACCAUCAUGUUUGUCCUGUUGAGAACUGGUCUUACAAUGUGACAUGCACAGAGGAGAUACCUCGACCAGGCUUCCCAAAGACAUGCUGCACCAUACAAGAUAUCCCCCUUAUCAGUAAGUGUGGCUCCUUCCCACCAGAGAGCUGCCUGUUCAGCUUGAUUGGGAACGUCGGAGCCUUCAUGGUGGUGAUGGUGUGCCUUCUGCGCUAUGCCCAGGUGAUAGAGCACAGCCACGGCAGCUGGGUAAACACUAGUGCCCUAGUGUCUGGCUGCACCAACGCUGUGGGACUGGUAAUGGUGGGAAACUUCCAGGUUGACCAUGCCAAGUCCCUCCACUACGUGGGAGCGGGCGUGGCGUUCCCCGCGGGGCUUCUCUUUGUGUGCCUGCAGUGCGUGCUCACCUACCGCGUGGCCGUCACCGCCCUCGACUACUGGAUGGCCCACGUGCGUGUGGCGCUGGCCGCCGGGGCGCUGGUCUCCCUCGUCCUCAGUGGCAUCUUCUUCAUCCAUGAGAGCUUCGUGCUCCAGCAUGCUGCAGCCAUCUGUGAGUGGGUCUUCACCGUGGACAUUCUGGUCUUCUACGGCACCUUCACCUAUGAGUUUGGCACGGUUACCAACGACACUAUGAUGGCGGGCCUGCAGCAGCUUCACCACCACGGCUCGGGGGUGAUGAUGGGCCCAGGGUCCAUGGCGGGGACCCUAGGCGGGGGUUCCAAAGGCCUCAAGUCCCCUGGAGGCAGCAGCACAUCCACCCAUAUUAACUGCACCCCGGAGAGCAUAGCCAUGUUGUAGCUCCUUCCCAGGGGAAACCACCGAGAGCAGCAGCUCUCAUUCCAGAGUUACUAAGUAACAGGCAUUGUGGGGGGGAGGGGGGUCAAGAUGGCAUAGGAAGAUACGAGAAGUGGAUAUCUAAGGUUGACACACUAGGGUUAUGUGUCUGUAUUGCUAUAUUGGUUUUUGUGUCGUUGCAAGCCGUCCGGUAGUCCACUACAGUCAAGUCUCCUUCCCGUAUCUCGUAAGAACACUUUAACGAAGGCUGAAUGUGCGGAAGGGGGAGUAUCGGUGCUUCGAAUGUUUUUUAAGACUGCUGUUGGCACACAUGGCCUUCGGUAAUCUUCCAUUUACUGAAAAUAGGAGAUGUUUGUCUCAUCACUGAGGCUACGGGAGCCCACCAGUGUUCUCUAAUGCAUAUGGAAGAACGAACAAGGGUCUCUUGUCAAACCACAAAUUAUGUUUUGAUUUCUGCCACAUUUUACACAGACUUUCUCGACUGGGUGCUGGGUGUGGCCCGCCCUCAUGCCAUUUUGAUAAACCUGUCUGCACGCCACACCUCCAUCGAGAGAAUACAUUCUUUCAAGCGACUUGGUCUGAGUUGGUUUUUGUGUGUACUCAGCCAAUGUUAAAGCAUUGUUAGUAGAAACUAUUGAAUGUUUGAGAAGUGAUACCAUAGAUAGAAGUAUACUGUUAUGUAUCUGAAAAGUUUUUGUGCGCUCACCUUUUCUUUAUCAAUCAAGUAUGAAUGACCUGAUUUGGGAAAUCCUUGUUAAUUUACAAGAAAACUGACAUUUAUUUGUGCAAAAUCCCUGCCCAAAUAACUGCCUUUUGAGGGCAAGUGAUACGAGUUUGUGUUGAAAGUAUAAUCUCUGUAUUUUAGCCAUUACAUACAUAUACUCUUGAGAACAUAUUAUACAUUGUAGUUAUCUCUGCAUUUAUUAAGUUGCUUCCUUCAGUGCCAUUUGCUGCCACAGGUUACAUUUCACUUUGGGUCGUUUUUUGUUAGUUACAAGUUUUUGUUGGUGCAAUAGCUGCCAUUUCUUGGGCAGCAUACACUCCAAAGUGGUGGGAGUUAUGCCUGCGCCUUACCAAGGUGUGUUUGAAAAGUGCUUUUUGAUGCUGGCGUGGAACACAGGCUUUUGUUUACUAUAACCGUUUAGACAGUAUGGGCCUCCCGUAGACGGGGUGGGGUCUGUGGUAUUGAUUCCAGGCUGGUCCGUUGGAAGCCUUAUUAGAACAUCACAGGCAAUGUUAUCUCGUUAACAGAAUCCUACAGUACAGUCUGUCGAUAUGUGUUUUAGCGAGACACUUGAUGUUUGCGUCAAGAGUAAAACUAAAGAGGAUGCAUGGAGACCCUGUGCCAUUAACAUGAUGUUCUGAACCAGUUGAAAUCCAUUUGUUGCAAAGAUGUGUGAUCUGUAAACAAAUGAAUGAUAAAUGAAAAAGUAUUUUGCAUUGCCAACUAUCUAAACAACAGUAUGGUUCAAAACACAAGCAAGUUACUGAUUACCAAAUAUUCCUAGGUCACAGAAUAUAACUAAACUGUAGUACCACUUAGAGGUGAAUGCUCGUCAUUGUGUGUAUGGAUUCAGGUGAGCUGCUUGAACGCUGUGCUCCCAUUGGCUCUCUUCUGUAAGCUCCUAGAUCAGUGACCUUCAGAGGUACCUAAUGGCAGAAUCAUCAUCACAGCUUUAUACCAUAUGAUGUCAUUGUUGAUUCUUUUUAUUCUGUUCAACCACUGGAUGGUUUAUAAGCCACCAAAACUUGUUUUGUUUUGUCAGCUACCUCCACGUUUGAAUUAAUUUGAAGUAGUUCUGUGCAGACGUGGGAAUGGAAUUUCCGAUGACUUUUGCCAAAAAAAGACUGGAAUCCACUCGAGAAUUUAAACGGUUUCUCUUUCCAUUCAACAGAAAAGCCCUAAGAAAAAAAGCAAUCUGUAUUUGGGUUGUUUCACAUGCUAAAACCAUGUGGGUCAGAUAGCUCCCUUGAGUUAUUUAGAUUUUUGUUGCCAUCAUAGGUCAGACAAUGUUUUCUUUAUUUUUUUCUCUCAAAGAACCAUAUUUAAAAACAAUGUCACGUUACUGUAAGGUAGUAUCAAGGUUAGAGACUUCAACCGGCAGCUUCCAUGAAAAAUGUACACGGGCUUCAGACUACUGUUCUCAUGGUCAACAGGCAAAAGAUGGCAUUUCCAAGUGUUUUUGUUCCAGAAUCCUGCACUUAUUUCAAAUUGUGUAGUUACUGUCUGUAUGUGUGGAUACACAAGAGUGAGAGAAUACCAGCUUCUGAGGACAGCCUGUAUGUUGGAAAAUGUCUUGAAUUAUUGAAAUACGCAAGCAGACAAAAUGUCUAGAAAGGUGUUGUUCUAAUUUUUAAUCUUUGACAAAUGUAAAAUAUGUAUUUUACUCAAUUUCCUCAAAUGGCUAUGCCAAUGACAUACAGUAAAAAAGGCAAUGCAGAGAAUAUUUUUAGUUUUUGUUUUAUAAAUUCCGUAUGUAAAUAUGUAUGAUUUGUCUAUCAUUUAGUUAUUUUCUUUUGUCAGAGAUUUAUAUUCAAAUAUGAAAUUAAAUUGAUGAACUAUAA